Messenger RNA from Tilletiaria anomala UBC 951, 921 nucleotides. RefSeq lists its product as uncharacterized. The coding region runs from base 1 to 921 and encodes 306 amino acids. The record is from RefSeq and is a predicted model, not a curated record. The transcript is spliced from 3 exons. Lineage: Eukaryota; Fungi; Basidiomycota; Exobasidiomycetes; Georgefischeriales; Tilletiariaceae.
AUGGCUUUCCCAGAGAGAUACGCGCUCAGCACCAAGGCUCCGGACAGGAGCAAAGAGCCAAAGGCCAUUCACCCCAACAUCAUCCUGGUCUUUCGCUUCCUCAUCACUGCCCUUCUCUGCUGCCUCUCUCUCAUCACGUUGGUGAUCAGUAUCCUGGUCGUUAAGUACUACGAGGAUCACAAACCGAUCGUGUUCCCAUCAUGGGGCUCGCUCAUUUACUUGAUCAUCCUCAGCGUUCUCACGCCAAUCAUCUACUUUGGUUACAACAUUGCCAUGCCACUCGCGCCCUUCAUCAACUAUGGCGACUUCCUCUAUGGCCUCUUCAGGGUCAAGGUUGAGCUCCUCCUUCAGUUCACCAUGUGUGUGCUCUGGGUUUCAGGCGCGAUGGCCUACUAUGAAGACCUGGGUGGCUACCAGAACUGCCAAUUCGAUGGAUACUUCCACUACCCCAAGCCGAUGGAUUUUCAACACGUUUGCUACCUUCGACAGCUCAUCGUAGCCCUCGCCUUUGCCACCUUUGGCGUUCAGGUUUUCCUUUGGGCGAGCGAGAUGCUCAUCGCGCUCUACAUCUUCCUCUUCCUGGACCAAGAGUCACUCUCGGAACCACACUUUUCCUGGGGCCGUCGAGCGUACGACUUCCAGCAGGGACGCCACGUGUCGCAGCAGCAGGGCAACUCACGAUCAGCACGCGUAGCACGAGCCAGCGUCGUCAACAGCGAGGACGACCCAGAGCGCAUCUCGCAGACGGGCCGACGGUCCGGCGGAGGGCGACGAGGUGUGGCGUACAGCAAUGCAGAUAUGGCCGAGAGCCAGACCAGCUUGCCGGCUAGCCUCGGCUCACGAGGACUGCAAGCAUACACCGACGGCGAAAUACAAGGGCGGGCAGGCGACGAGGAAGGCGGCUGGCAUUUGCGCGAAUGA